Messenger RNA from Solanum pennellii, 2597 nucleotides. Its product is annotated as protein ETHYLENE INSENSITIVE 3-like. Gene Ontology annotation, cellular component: nucleus. The record is from RefSeq and is a predicted model, not a curated record. Gene Ontology annotation, molecular function: DNA binding; DNA-binding transcription factor activity. The coding region runs from base 364 to 2196 and encodes 610 amino acids. The transcript has 2 exons. Lineage: Eukaryota; Viridiplantae; Streptophyta; Magnoliopsida; Solanales; Solanaceae.
AAAAUGGAAUAAAUAAAUAAAUAAUGAGCAAAAGGAUGGCUUUUUACCAAAGAGCCGACACUUUUCAUCUCCCAAUACAUCAAAAAAUAGUACAAACUCCAUUAUUAAAAUUGUAUUAUUAGUAAUAUAAUAACCAUCUUCUUCUCUCUUUCCUGCUUACAACUCCAAAAGGCUCAAUUAUUAUUCUCUAAGCUGAGUUCCAGUUGAACCACAGUUUUGCAACAACAUAAAAAAGUGAUCUUUUGAGGCUCAUGUAAUUUGAUCAACUUCAAUCAGAUUCUGAUCUGAAUAUUGGAUUUUGGGUAUUAGCUGCUUAAUCCUGUGGAAGUUGCAAGUAGCUUCACCUUUUUCAUCCUGUGGAAGAUGAUGAUGUUUGAGGAAAUGGGGUUCUGUGGGGAUCUUGAUUUCUUCCCUGCUCCGCUGAAGGAAGUGGAAGUGUCUGCUCCGCAGAGUCAGACUGAGCCGGAUUCUGUGGUGGAUGAUGAUUAUAGUGAUGAGGAGGAGAUUGAAGUGGAUGAGCUGGAGAGGAGGAUGUGGAGGGACAAGAUGAAGUUGAAAAGGCUGAAAGAAAUGAGUAAAAGUAAGGAAGGUGUUGAUCCUGCAAAACAACGUCAGUCGCAGGAGCAGGCGAGGAGGAAGAAGAUGUCAAGGGCACAGGAUGGGAUCUUGAAGUACAUGCUGAAAAUGAUGGAAGUAUGUAAAGCUCAGGGGUUUGUUUAUGGGAUCAUUCCGGAAAAAGGCAAGCCAGUUAGUGGGGCAUCUGAUAAUCUUAGGGAGUGGUGGAAGGAUAAGGUGAGGUUCGAUCGAAAUGGUCCUGCAGCAAUAGCCAAAUACCAAGCUGAUCAUGCCAUCCCUGGCAUGAACGAGGGGUCUAAUCCAGUUGGUCCUACCCCUCACACCUUGCAGGAGCUGCAAGAUACCACCCUUGGUUCGUUAUUAUCAGCUUUGAUGCAGCACUGUGAUCCUCCUCAGAGAAGAUUUCCAUUGGAGAAAGGUGUUCCACCACCAUGGUGGCCCACAGGACAGGAGGAUUGGUGGCCUCAAUUGGGUUUGCACAAGGACCAAGGUUCUCUACCUUACAAGAAGCCUCAUGAUCUGAAGAAGGCGUGGAAGGUUGGUGUCCUCACUGCAGUGAUCAAGCACAUGUUCCCUGAUAUUGCUAAAAUCCGCAAGCUGGUAAGGCAGUCAAAGUGCUUACAGGACAAGAUGACAGCCAAGGAAAGUGCAACUUGGCUUGCCAUCAUCAGUCAGGAGGAAGCUUUGGCUCGAGAACUCUAUCCCGAUCGCUGUCCACCUUUGUCCUCAGCUGGUGUUAGUGGAAAUUUCAUGUUGAACGACAGCAGUGAGUAUGAUGUUGAAGGUGCUCAAGAUGAGCCUAACUUUGAUGUUCAUGAGCAAAAACCAAACCAUCUCAAUCUGUUGAACAUCUGUGCUGAGAGAUUCAAGGAGACGAUGCCUCUUCAGCAACAAUCUCAUCCAAACAAGGAUGAACUGAUCACAAACUUAGAUUUCAGUCUGAAGAGGAAGCAAGCUAAUGAACCUACUGUGAUGAUGGAUCAAAAGAUAUACACAUGCGAGUUUCUUCAAUGCCCUCACAAUGAACUUCGCCAUGGUUUUCAGGACAGAUCUUCCAGAGACAAUCAUCAAUUUGCUUGCCUUUACCGAAGUUCUUCCCGUUUUGGAGUUUCAAACUUUCAGAUUAAUGAAGUCAAGCCAGUUGUCUUCCCUCAACAAUAUGUCCAGCCAAAGUCAUCUGCUCUACCUGUUAAUCAAGGUCCUCCUUCCUUUGAUCUAUCUGGUAUAGGAGUUCCUGAAGAUGGGCAAAGGAUGAUUAAUGAGCUUAUGUCAAUCUAUGAUAGUGAUGUACAAGGAAGCAAAAGGCAAAAUAGGGGGAACAUUGCAUUGACCAAAGAGCAGCCUCAUCAACAACCUCGUGUCCACCAGGACAAUUACCUGCUCAGCCAAGGGAUAAUGGACGGAAAUAUCUUCAAAAACACUAAUAUUUCCACAACUCAGUCUAUGCUCCCACAAGUCGAUCCAUUUGAUCAAUCCAAGGCUUUCAAUGCAGGCUCCAACGACAACUUCCAUUUCAUGUUUGGGUCUCCAUUCAACAUACAAUCUACCAAUUAUAACGGAAAUCUACCUAGCAUUGGAUACGAUACCACACCAAAACAAGAUGCUCCUAUUUGGUACUAGCCAGAAGUCUGUUGACAUGUUGUAUAUCAAGUAGUCAGUUUUGGCUUCAUAGAUAUAGCGAUUUCUCAUGGGGAAAAAGAUCCCAUGUACUCGUCUGCUUUUUCAUUCUGGUGGAUUUUUAAUCGCCUAUAGUCCUCUUAGUUAUGGUGUUUUUCAGUUACCAUGUGUUGUAAAGGUUGAAGAACUAGGCAUGGUGUAACAAACACCCCUCAAAUAUUUGCCAAUUCUUCUCAUAGGACAUGUAGAUAUAAAUAAGUUACUUGUUUCAUCAUGGCCAGUUUUAUCAGUCUGUUUAAAACUGUUGAAUUUAUAGUCUAUGGUUAAGGUCUUUACUCCUUGUUUAAUACUUCUUCUCAAGAUUGUUUGAGAUAUCUACUCUUACCAUUUGAAAUUUGUAGCAA